CUCAGGAUGAAAAGAGACGACUUGUUGUAGAAAAUACAGCGAACGAGUCGACCUGCAGGAAGAUUUCCUCAACACCGUCAGUAAUGUGGAAGCUGCUGAGUCCUCUGCUUCUGCUGUGUUUGCUUCCAGCUGUGGCUCCCCUCUUCUGUUACACCUGUGUGUUCCCGACCAUCUCGCCGCUGGACUGCAUCAGAUUCCCUCUGAAGUGUCCACCAGGGCAGCUCUGCCUGUCCAGCAGAGCCGUGGGUCUGAAAGGAGACUUCCGUGUGGUGUUGUAUGAGAAGAGCUGUGUGCUGCCCGCCCUCUGUGGACUCACUGGUGAAAAAUACACCAUGGGGAUCAACUUCACCUUCACCAAUGAAUGCUGCAACACCCACCUGUGCAACAGAGCUGCUGCUCCCUAUUGGACAGGCACAUUCCUCACACUGCUCACCAUACACUCAGUCUGGUGAACAGAGAAGCAGUAAGGAUCCCAUGCUGUGACUCUUUUAAGUAAAUAAUGAAAGUCUCACAUGUCCCCAGAAUGUGUCUUGUAAUUUUUCAGCUCAAAAUACAACAAAGAUGGUAAAUUUCAUCAUGACUGUAUAACUCCUAGUUUUGGUCUUGUUAUAAAAGGGGCUGAUUCAGUGUCUGGAGCUUUAAAUGCAGAUGAGGUGAUGCUGGCCCCGCCCCCUUCAGGAAGAAGGCUCUCUCUGCCUGUGAUUGACAGCACAGCUAUAAACAAAGUACUCACCACAAAAAGUAACACAAAAAAAUGUGCCUACAAAUUAUGUAAGAUAACGAAGGUUUGGUCAAAUGGAUACAAAACAACCACAAAAAGUUGGAAAAUAACAGAAACUAUCACACAAAAUGCCCACAAAAUGAUAUAAAAAGUUGGAGAACUACCUAAAUGUCAUGCGAAAUGACCAAAAAGGGUUACAAAAUGCCUACAGAAAGUUGUAAAAUGACCGAAAUGUGAUGCACUACAACCUCAAAUAGAUUCAAAGUGUCCAAAUGGAAAACAACAAUCAAAAGUUACAAAAAUUUUGAUGCUAAACAACCACUGAUACUUACAACACAACCACUAAAAAUGUAAAAGAAAAAUCUGGUAAAACAUGCCCACAAAAUUAUGUAAAACAACAAAAAACAAACCACAAAAACUUGUAAAGUGACCAAAAUGUGACAUAAAAUGACUACAAAGAGUUACAAAAGCAAUCUAAAAAAUAAAUACUCCAAAAAUUUGAAGUACUACAAUCUCAAAAAGAUGUAAAAAAACAAACAAAAAAAAAAAAAAACAAAAAAAACUGUGAUGCAAAACAGCCAUAAAGACUUAGAAAAUGACAGGAAAAAGUGGCAGAAGCAUGAUUUAUUCCUGUUGCAUUUGUGAUCUGGCUGGAUAAGAAGUACUAUUUGGGGCCAAAUGUUUCUUCUAUCAUGUAAAGUUUGGUUGUUUGCAUUGGUUGAAAGUCAACUAACUAUAAUAUGAAACUGUCUUUAAACCAACAAGUCGCAAUAAAUAAAAGAUAAUGUGCAGAAUGCAA
This is a messenger RNA of Amphiprion ocellaris (clown anemonefish), 1520 nucleotides long. It is a transcript of the gene lypc, whose product is annotated as ly6 domain containing, pigment cell. NCBI's taxonomy places the organism in Eukaryota, Metazoa, Chordata, Actinopteri, Pomacentridae. Bases 84 to 452 code for a protein of 122 amino acids. The transcript has 3 exons. The record is from RefSeq and is a predicted model, not a curated record.